Amphibalanus amphitrite is the source of this 4761-nucleotide messenger RNA. RefSeq lists its product as uncharacterized. The coding region runs from base 1 to 4761 and encodes 1586 amino acids. Gene Ontology annotation, molecular function: nucleic acid binding; zinc ion binding. The transcript has 4 exons. The record is from RefSeq and is a predicted model, not a curated record. Lineage: Eukaryota; Metazoa; Arthropoda; Thecostraca; Balanomorpha; Balanidae.
AUGGGGAUAGAAAAAGAAGAGGCAAAGGAUGUCAAACGGCCCGAUCCCACUGCAGAUGGAGCUUUUAAGGAUGUUAGAGAUCAAGAGCUUGCUGGUCUGCGACGACUGCGUGGUAUCAAGAGGGCUGUCGUGACGAGGGUGUCAAAGGUGUUAGAGGCAGAGAUAGCAAGACAGCGGAACCGCGAUUGCAUCCAGGAGGUAAACGGAAGGCUGAAAGAAGCUUUUUCUGAUUUGAGAAAAGUUCAUCAGGAGUAUGAAACCAAACUCAAUGACGCAGAACUGGAGGAAGCUCAGGGAUACGCUGAUAAUCUUGAAGAAGAAGAGUCGGCUAUUCGGGGGAAGAUCCAGCUGUACCUUCAAGAGUUGGAUGAAGCCAAGUCAUCAGCUGCCACUUCCCGUCACACUCGAAGUCGUGCCAAGUCACACACGUCAGCAGGCACCGCAGUUUCAGUUCGAUCCAGAGAGGCUGCUGUGGAACUGGAGGACGCUGAUCGCAAGCUGCGGGACCUCCAAGCUCAAGUGGAAGAGAGUCGUCGGAACAUGAAAGAGAGACAGGAAUUAGAUGAACGCGACAGGGUGCUACAGCUCAGAAUAGCUGAAGAGGCCCGCGACAGAGCUGCUCGGAAGGUGCACAUGUAUCAGGCUGCGGAAGACGAAUUGAACUGGGAUCGUCGGCAUGAUUUCGACGAAGCAGCUGUCAAAGGAAGAAAGGCAUCUGCUGAAGGCGAACCAAGUGAGUGGCCGCGCUGGAUCAGUCUCUUCAGAGCACUGGUUCACGAUCAGGCAUCUCUCUCUGACACGGAGCGGAUGGCGCAUCUACAACAAGCAGUAGAUGGAGUUGCCCAUCAAGCCAUCGAGGGAUUCUUGUUCGAUGGCAAGAUGUAUCACCAGGCGUUGGCAAGGCUGCACGAGCGUUUUGGUCGAGAAGGUGACAUCAGCCAAGCAUAUCUCAGCUCCAUGUUCACGACACCAGCUCCUUCAAUCAACAACAUCGCCUCAGUGGAGAGGUUCAGUUCUGCUGUCAGCAACACUGUGCUGACGCUGCGCGCUCUGAACCACUACAAUGAUCUGAGAGCCAUCGAGAACCUGCGUCGAGUAGUAUUGAAGCUUCCUGCGGAGUUGUCCUACCAGUGGGGACGAGAAGUGCAUCAGAUGCACCCCAAGCAGCCCGAUCUGGAGAUCUUCAGCAAGUGGCUGGAGACAGAGACUGCCAUCUUGAGAAACUCGGCCAACCACGACCGCGAUCCAGAAAGAAAAAGGCCAUCCGCGAGUGCACGGGAGACCUCGGCGCGACGAACAACUCUGACUACGUCGGCCACGUCUUCCCAGACGGAAAACAACCGACGUCGCUGGUUCUGUGUCCUGUGCAAGGAACAGCACAAGCUUCAGGAUUGCACGGAGUUCAAGUCGAAGACGGUGGAGGAGAGGCUGGUCGUAGUGAGCAAAGAACGGCUGUGUUGGGGCUGCCUGAACAAGGGUCACUUCAUGAGGGAUUGCCGCUCUGCAAGACGAUGCAACUUGAAUGGAUGUAAUGCAUCUCAUCACCGACUCAUACAUGUGGACAGAAGCGCCGCUUGUAAUGAAGAAAGCCAAACAGAACCAAAAACAGUGGCACGAGAAGGAAGUCGCAUCGUCGGCACGGCUCUCACAGAGACGACAGACACACUGCUGCAGUUGGUGCCGGUGCGGAUUCACGGCCCAAACGGGGAGAGAGACGUAGUAGCACUGCUGGACCCGGGAGCGCAGACAUCGCUCUGCUGUGAAGAUGUCUUGGAAGAGGUUGGGGUCCCUGGAGUCCGAGAGAAUCUGCAGCUACAGAACAUCGAAGGAAGCGGUACCAGACAGUCGUCUCUUCGAGUUCAGCUGACGGUCAGUCCUCUGAGCACAGCGACCAGCAGAAAUCGAAUCGUCGUGCCCGAGGUGUGGUCUGUGCCAAGGUUGAACGUGGCCCCACCCAGCAUGAGUAGCAAGCAGCUUCGCAGCUGGAAGCACUUGCAGGACCUGGACCUACAGCAGUACAACGGCGCACACGUCGAGCUUCUACUUGGUGCCAACAUUCUGGAAGCUGUGCUGCAGCGAGAGGUCAGGGUGGGAGGCCCCGGAAUGCCCGUCGCUAUCCGGACAGACUUUGGCUGGACCCUGACGGGAUCGAUAUCCACCCUGAUUCCAAGCACAAUGCGGCAAGUCAUGUUCGUGCGUCAACGUGCUCCCGAAGACGCUCUGGAGGGUCUGCAAGAGUUGGUCCAAGACUGGUGGACGACCGAGGCCUUCGGCACCAUGAUUAACAGCUCUGAUGCACGAUCUCAAGAAGAUCUCAGAGCUAUGCGAAUCUUGGAUCAGCAGACCAGGAAGGUGGGGGACAGAUAUGAAGCUGGACUUCUGUGGGGUGAAGACGAACCGAUGUUGCCGGACAACUGGAACCAAGCGUACCGACGUCUUCAGUCCAUCGAGAGAAAACUCGACAAGCAGCCAGAACUGGCUACAAGGUACCAAGCCAUCAUCGACGGAUAUGUGAAGGAUGGUCACGCAAGGAAGCUCUCAGCUGAAGAAGCGGACGAACCGAAGGAGAAGCGUUGGUAUCUGCCACACCACGCAGUAGUGAAUCCGAACAAGCCAGGGAAGCUGAGAAUCGUCUUCGACGCUGCGGCAACAUACCAAGGUGUAUCACUGAACUCGAAGCUCAUCACAGGUCCAGAUCUACUACAAAGCCUUCCUGGGGUGAUCAUGCGCUUCAGGGAAGGUCUGAUCGCUGUGACCGCGGACAUCAAGCAGAUGUAUCAUCAGGUGAGGAUCCGGACAGAAGACCAGCCUGCAUCGAGCUUUCUAUGGCGAGAUAUGGAGCGACACCGCAAGCCUGACGUCUAUCAGAUGGAGGUGGUCAUCUUUGGCGCGAAGUCAUCACCGGCAACGGCCAACUACGUGCUGAGAAAAGCUUUUCUGGACCAUGGAGCGGAGACAGACAAGGUUCUCAGCAGAAGUCCCGAGCAACUGGCAAAGUCGUUCUACAUGGACGAUUGCCUGUUCUCUUGCAUGACGGAAGACGCCGCCAAACAGCUGUACGCUGACGUGAAGGAGGCACUGGAGAGAGGAGGCUUUCACCUUACGAAGUGGAGAAGCAGUUCCUCCGCUGUGCUGAAAGGCGUUCCAGAGAGUGAGAGAGCCAGCGCCUCUGCGAGCCUAUGUCUCAGGAGCUCGCACACCGCUGAAAAGACGCUGGGCAUCGCAUGGGAGGAAGGCGAGGACACAUUGGGGUUUCGUCUCCAAGCCAAAGAAGUGAGUGCAACCAAGCGUGGUGUGCUCAGCAAAGUGUCAACAAUUUUUGACCCUCUGGGGAUCGCUGCUCCUGUUACCGUGAGAGCAAAGAUGCUGAUGCAGCGACUCUGGUGGAAACAUCUGGAGUGGGACGAGCCACUACCCGAACCUGAGCUGAGCCAAUGGUUGGAGUGGCUGAGUGAAGCAGAGAAGCUGAACGAAGUCGUGAUGCAACGCUGCGUGAACCCCAGCGGCCCAGGGACACUGCGACGCCAACGUCAUGUGUUCUGCGAUGCGUCAGAGAGUGCGUUCGGCGCUGUGGCAUACUGGAGGACAACUUCGAGCGAUGGAUUACACCACUGUCGCUUCCUGAUCGGCAAAUGCCGAGUCGCACCACUGAAGCGACUAUCAAUUGUCCGUCUGGAGCUGCAAGCAGCCGUUCUUGGAGCGCGUCUGGUGGCUACCGUCCUCGGUGAGAUCACUCAGCCGCAGGAUGACAUCUUCUGCUGGACGGACAGCAAGGUCAUCCAGCAGUGCCCUGAUAAUGAAACUCGACGGUUCAAGACCUUCGUGGCCAACAGACUUGCAGAGAUUUACGGGCUGACCUGCAACGCGUGCUGGCGCAUUAGCCUCCGCGAGCGCUGCAGCGGCCUCGGCGCACGCGGCGGUGGCCUCCUCGGCCGCCUCAGCACGGGUGGCGGCUACCUCCUCGGCUACACCAGCUCGGGCGGUAGCUUCCUCGGAUGUGGCGGUUUCUGCUUGGGCGGCAGCGAUUCGUCUAGCAGCGACGACGUCGCCAGUCGCCUUGGUGCGUCGCUGCUGCUGCUUCUGCUGACCUCCGCCGUCCACUCCGCCGCGGUGACGUUCCAGCUGACCUCCUCUGACCAGGCCUCCUCACUGACCCCCGUCCUGACCUCCCCCGGCGACCGGCCGCUCACCUGCGCCCUCCGCUGCCUGCGCACCACUCCCUGCGUCUCCUUCCAGACAUCCGCCUCCUCCUGCGUCCUGCUGGCGGAGGUGCCGUCCGCCUCCAACCUCACCGCCUCCCCCGGCACCCUGAUCUUCACCAACUCUGACCUGCUGGAUGGCAGGAUCCCCCAGGAGUGUCCCCUGACGUGGACCAGGAUCGGGAACGCCUGCUACACCACUGACGCCGUCAGCACCUCGUCGGCGCUCUGGGAGGAGGACGCCAGCUACUGCAGCAGCGCCUACGGCCCCGCCGCCUCCCUGCCCACCUUCGAGACCGAGGAACAGUGGGGCUACUUCGUCUCCAACAUCAGCGUCCGCGUGUGGUUCAACAUCCGCUACACCGACGGCGGGUUCCAGAUGCUCGGUGGCUCCAAGUCCACCUUCUGGUCCUCCAAAUGGGGUGUGGAUGAGCCGGGCUCCACGGACGACGGGUUCGCCUACUUUGACGCGCGGAGCGGCGUGAUGAGGGCGGUACCGCUGGAUGUCGGGGCCAUGCCGAGGCCCGAGGUGGUCUGUAUGCUGUACGCCGGGGAGCCGUAG